This is a messenger RNA of Trichosporon asahii var. asahii CBS 2479, 480 nucleotides long. RefSeq names its product ER to golgi family transport-related protein. The transcript is spliced from 4 exons. The coding region runs from base 1 to 480 and encodes 159 amino acids. Gene Ontology annotation, cellular component: Golgi apparatus. The record is from RefSeq and is a predicted model, not a curated record. Lineage: Eukaryota; Fungi; Basidiomycota; Tremellomycetes; Trichosporonales; Trichosporonaceae.
AUGGACGCUGUCGGAUACGUCGCCACCGCCCAGGAGCACCUCCGCUCCCUCAAGAACACGCGUCUUGCCGCCCUCCGUCCGCCCGGAGAGUUCUUCGACUGGCAGCGCGUCUCCAAGCCCGCCAACUCGGGCGAGUUCAUGAAGCGUGCGGGCUACAACAUCCGCUACUUCUCGGCCAACUACGCCGUCCUCGUUGGCCUUCUUGCCGUUUACUCGCUUAUCACGAACCCGCUCCUCCUCAUCGCGAUGGCGUUCCUCGUCGGCGGAUUCCUGGCCAUCAGCCGGUACUUCACCGAGCCAUUCGAGUUCCAAGGCAAGACGAUCACGCCGCAGAACAUGUACACGGGCCUGUUCGUCAUCGGUCGAGCGGGCUCAGCUGCCAAUAAGCCGUGCAGGCUGGGAUGCUGGCGAGCAGGCCGUGCAGGCUGGGAUGCUGGCGAGCAGGCCGUGCAGGCCCAGCUGUCCGCGGGCAGGCUGUGA